CUUGCUGAAAGGCUCCGAAGUCACUUCCCGAAACCUUCCCAGAAUCCAGUGGGUGAGAAAGAUGGCUGCCUCCAUGCAGCAUGUGUUCGUUGGUGCCGCGACAGGCGUUUUUAAAGGAGUAAACCUUGCUAAGAAGACAGCAACAAAUUUCCAGAAUGUUGCCAGCCUGUCGAAGGAGGACGAGAUUUGUGCCAUGUGCUGGGGAAACCAGCAGGAGAGCCAGGUUUGUAUAGGUCUGAAGAAUGGACUUGUCAAGACCUUUGAUGCAGAGCAGGGGGAAUUCACGGACUGUACCAACUGUGCAGGAGGGGAGGGCAGGUUCACAGGACUGGCAAAAUACCAGGAAUCUCUUGUUACGUGUGUGGAGUCAGGAUUGCUCAGGGUAUGGAAGGAUGAAGGAGACAAGGUUGAUGUGGAGGUAGGGAAGGACGUUUGUAGGAUGAGACAGAACCCUGCCCUGCCUCACCAGCUGGCCACCGGAGGGAAGGAGAACGAGCUGAAGCUCUGGGACAUCCAGGAGCCAGGAAAACCCAUCUUCAAGGCCAAAAAUGUGCGAAAUGACUUCCUGGACUUGAGAGUUCCUGUGUGGGUCACUGACCUCCAGUUUCUGUCAGAACAGAAACUCGUCACCUGCUCAGGUCACAGGCAGGUACGAGUGUAUGACCCUGCCGGUCCCCAGCGCAGACCUGUACUGAACGUGGAGCUCGGGGAGUACCCUCUCACAGCCUUGUCUGUCACUCCGGACUGCCGUUCAGUUAUUGUGGGAGACAGCCAGGGAAGUAUGGUCAUGGUGGACCUGAGAAUGGGUAAAGUGCAGAAGGCGUUCAAGGGUUUUGCAGGAGCCAUCCGCUGUCUGCAGUGCCACCCCUCCCUCCCCCUGGUAGCCUCGUGUGGGCUGGACCGCUUCCUCAGGAUACAUGACAUCAACACCAAGGAGACGCUGCAUAAGGUUUACCUGAAGUCCAGGUUGAACUGCCUACUCUUCAGUAGUGCAGACUUCACACAGGAACAGACAGAGGCUCCAAAGAAACAGAAGAGAAAGCUGGAAUCCAGUGACAUGACAGAAGAGGAUGAAGAUGAAUUGUGGGGAAAGAUGUCUGUGGUUCAGGAAGGCAAGGUCACAGACAAGACCAAGAGAAAAGCAAAAAGCAAGAAACUUAAGAAACCGAAAUAACAGGUGCAAAAACAGUGGAAGAUUUUGACUGAUAUUUUAUUCUUUAUUUUACGACAAAAUAUGACUAUGCCAUUGUGGUCUUAAUCAAAGACCAAUGUCCACAAUUUUAUCAAACUAAAACUAUUGCUUAAGACAUGUCUAAAUGUCACUACAGCCGCUGUAGUGACAUAGUACAGCCUAUAAAGUACACAAGAAAACUUUUGUACCUUAAGGCUAUUGUUUUCAGGUUAACUAAGUGCUGUGAGGGGUGAUGUCUGUCAAGAUUACACAAUAACCAUCUAUCAUAAUUAAAUUCAUUAGAUAUUCUCACAUCAUAUGAAUUUUCUAUGAUUAAAAAAUAGUGUUCUAAUGAUAUUUCUUUUUAUUAAAAAGGACUGUAACAAUC
Molecule: messenger RNA, 1559 nt
Organism: Branchiostoma belcheri (Belcher's lancelet)
Lineage: Eukaryota; Metazoa; Chordata; Leptocardii; Amphioxiformes; Branchiostomatidae
Product: WD repeat-containing protein 74-like
Exons: 11
Coding region: 62-1174 (370 amino acids)
Biological process (GO): ribosomal large subunit biogenesis
Cellular component (GO): nucleolus; preribosome, large subunit precursor
Molecular function (GO): protein binding
Source: RefSeq, a predicted model, not a curated record